AUGCGUGAUGCACUUCAUGCUCUCGAAUCAAAUUCCACUUGGUCCCUUGUUGCUCUCCUUGCCAACAAAUGCCUCAUUGGUUGUAAAUGGGUAUACAAAGUCAAACGGAAUUUGGAUGGUACUAUCGAGCGAUUUAAAGCUCGCAUUGUUGCUAAAGAUUACACGCAACUAGAAGGUGUUGAUUACAAAAAGACUUUCUCUCCCUUUGCAAAAUUGGUCACUGUUCGAGUUCUCCUUACUAUUGCGGCCUCCAAGAAUUGGCCUCUUCAUCAAUUAGACGUCAACAAUGCCUUUUUGCAUCGUGGCUUACAUGAAGACCAUGCUUCUAGGCAAUGGUUUGCCAAAUUUUCACAAGCCAUUCUUGACGCUGGUUACAUUCAAUCCAAAGCCGACUACUCUUUGCUUUAUAAACAUAAAGGUAUCACCUCAGUGUUUAUACUAGUGUAUGUCGAUGAUGUAAUUAUCACAGGUUCAGAUGCAAAUGAGAUUUCCACGCUUAAGAACUUCCUACGUCAGCGAUUCAAGCUAAAAGAUUCGGGCAAUCUCAAAUAUUUCCUUGGAAUUGAGGUGUCAAGAUCACGACGAGGCAUUUGUUUGAACCAACAACAAUAUGCUUUGGAUAUUAUCAAAGACGAAGGUUUAUUGGGAGCUAAACCUGCACCUUUUCCCAUGGAAGAAAAUCUAAAGCUCAACAAUACUGAUGGCAAUCUACUCAAUAAUCCAGCCUCAUACCGCCGCUUGAUUGGAAGACUUAUUUAUCUAACUGUUACAAGACCAUAUAUUCUUUUUUCAGUUAAUAUCCUCAGGCAAUUCAUGCACCAACCACGCCAACCACAUAUGAAAGCUGCCAUACGUUUAGUUCAUUACUUAAAGGGAUCACCUGGUCAAUGUAUUCUAUUAUCCUCUCAUAAUGAAUUAAAAUUGCAAGCUUUCUAUGACUCAGAUUGGGCAAGUUGCCCCAUGACAAGAAGAUCAACUACAGGUUAUUGUGUGUUUCUCGGAACAAGUCCAAUUUCAUGGAAAACCAGAAAACAGCCCACUAUAUCUAAGUCCUCAUCAGAAGCCGAGUAUAGGGCAAUGACAUUAGCUACAUGUGAACUACAAUGGCUAUGGUAUCUUUUACAAGAUCUUGGUGUAUCACAUUCCUUUCCUAGUAUACUUUAUUGCGACGACAAGGAUGCCAUAUAUAUAGCAGCAAAUCCGGUCUAUCAUGAGCGAACCAAACACAUUGAAAUUGAUUGCCAUGUUGUUCGUGAAAGAAUUCAAGAUGGAACAUUAUGUACGGCAUUUUUUCCUUCUAAAGAUCAAAUAGGAUAUAUCUUUACAAAAGCAUUAGGCAAGGAAACUUUCCUACGAUUGAAAAGCAAGUUGAAUCUUUUAGACAUACACGCUCCAACUUAA
Molecule: messenger RNA, 1401 nt
Organism: Prunus armeniaca (apricot)
Lineage: Eukaryota; Viridiplantae; Streptophyta; Magnoliopsida; Rosales; Rosaceae
Source: the annotation of a GenBank genome assembly